CAAUCUUCUCCAUAAGAGCAAUCAGCAGGAUAUUAGAGAUCUAAGCCGCGAUGUUGGGCAUUUUACGGCACAAAGCUGCUUCCCGCGCAUUAUCUGCUUCGAGUUUAGGUAAAUCUUUGCGUGCGAUUCAACCUGGAUUAUUGAGUCCCAAAGCAUGCUCUGUUGUUGCUGAAGAGAUCUUGAUUCACCCAAGAGGACGUGUUCAGGCUCAGAAUUUCUGCUACCACGUUUUACCCGGGAACUCAAUGAAUUUGAGAGCACAAAGCGGAGUUGCACUUAAUUUUCAUCCAAGUAAACUACAGAAUUUCAGCAGGGAAUAUUGUUCAAGUGGUGGUGAUCUGGUGGAUGUUGUUGUUCCAUUUAUGGCUGAAUCCAUUAGUGAUGGCACACUAGCUACAUUCCUGAAGAAACCUGGUGAUAGAGUAGAAGUUGAUGAGCCUAUUGCUCAGGUUGAAACGGAUAAGGUAACAAUUGAUGUUACUAGUCCUGAAGCUGGUGUAAUACAGGAGUUUGUAGCCAAGGAAGGGGAAACCGUAGAACCAGGUACCAAGGUUGCAAUCAUUUCAAAAUCUGCUGAAGGUGUGGAUCAUGUUGCUCCAUCUGAGAAGCCAUCAGGAAAAGAUACCCCACCACCAUCUUCUUCAGUUGAUGAACAGAAAGAGAAAACAAAGCCAAAAGUUGAAGCUUCUCCUGUCAAGGAAACACCUAAGGAAACUAAAGCUCCUCCCCCUAAAGUCUCUGCUUCUGAACCUCAGCUUCCUCCCAAGGAUAGAGAAAGACGAGUUCCUAUGACCAGGCUCAGGAAAAGAGUCGCUACUCGUUUGAAAGACUCACAAAACACAUUUGCAUUGUUGACAACUUUUAAUGAAGUUGACAUGACAAAUUUGAUGAAACUCCGUUCUGAUUACAAGGAUGCUUUUGUUGAAAAGCAUGGGGUAAAGCUAGGUCUUAUGUCUGGAUUUAUUAAGGCUGCGGUUAGUGCACUACAGAACCAGCCUAUAGUUAAUGCGGUUAUUGACGGUGAUGACAUCAUAUAUAGAGACUACAUAGACAUCAGUAUAGCUGUUGGCACCCCAAAGGGCCUUGUUGUCCCAGUUAUCCGUGAAGCUGGCAAGAUGAAUUUUGCUGAGAUUGAGAAGACAAUUAAUGCACUGGCUAAAAAGGCUAAUGAUGGAACUAUAUCAAUUGAUGAGAUGGCUGGUGGGUCUUUCACAAUAUCAAAUGGUGGUGUUUAUGGAAGUCUUCUGAGUACCCCCAUCAUCAACCCUCCUCAGUCUGCCAUCCUGGGUAUGCACUCAAUUGUGAACCGUCCAAUGGUUGUUGGGGGCAACGUUGUUUCUAGACCGAUGAUGUACAUUGCCUUGACGUACGAUCAUAGGCUGAUUGAUGGGAGAGAGGCAGUGUUCUUUUUGAGAAGGAUAAAAGAUGUGGUUGAAGACCCCCGUCGCUUGCUACUUGAUAUAUGAUAUCUAUGCUUGGUUUGAUUUGGUUUUCAUACUUUUGCCAUGUUCCUGAGUUGACUUCCUCAAAUAUCGAGCAAGAAGAAGAAUAAAUGUACUGAUCCUAAAAUUUUGUAGGGUUUCCAUAUUGCUAUAAAAAAAUAUCAGCCGCAGCUACAACACAUAUAUACUUCCAAAUUGGAGCCCUUUUCUUUGAAAGCCAAUUGGUAGCUGCUUCCAUGUGGGGGCUGCAUUGUUUGAUACGCUUAGGAAUGCAAGGUCUAAAAUCCCUCAUCUGGAAUGUGUACCCAUUGAAUCUGUGGUUAUUUGUUACCCAUUCCCAUUUACUUGUCACAGCAAUACUCAAGCAGUCAAUCCAAUUUUUGAGUACCACUACUAUUUUAUGAAAUUAAUGCCUUUGCCUAGAGAAAAUUCCAAGUACUCAAAUUUCCGGUGCAAGAGUAAGCUUUUUCUGUGACAGGAACUGAAUUCAUUUCAUUAUUAAUAAUAUGAUAUGAUAUACAUGUCUUUGUAGAAGCAUGUGCAAAACUAUUUGCUUGUCAUUUGGCAAACAGACUAUUGAACUGUCAUUUGAAGUCAACAAGAUUUUCUGGGUUUUCAAUUAGUGAGCUGUAUUCAAU
Molecule: messenger RNA, 2080 nt
Organism: Cuscuta europaea
Lineage: Eukaryota; Viridiplantae; Streptophyta; Magnoliopsida; Solanales; Convolvulaceae
Source: the annotation of a GenBank genome assembly